Candidozyma haemuli is the source of this 1485-nucleotide messenger RNA. RefSeq names its product epsin. Bases 1 to 1485 code for a protein of 494 amino acids. The record is from RefSeq and is a predicted model, not a curated record. Gene Ontology annotation, cellular component: endosome; plasma membrane; clathrin vesicle coat. The transcript has a single exon. NCBI's taxonomy places the organism in Eukaryota, Fungi, Ascomycota, Pichiomycetes, Serinales, Metschnikowiaceae. Gene Ontology annotation, molecular function: clathrin binding; phospholipid binding. Gene Ontology annotation, biological process: endocytosis; actin filament organization.
AUGUCUAAGAUUGUUCGUACUAUUAAGAAUAAGGCCAAUGGGUACCUGUCUGCCCAGGUAUUGGUUCGUAAUGCAACGUCCAAUGACCCCUCAGGUCCUACCACGUAUGAAAUGGAGGAGAUAGCUGCAGCGACUUACAACAACCAAACGGAAUUUUUAGAAAUUAUGGAUAUGCUUGACCGUCGUCUUAAUGAUAAAGGUAAAAAUUGGCGACAUGUUGCUAAAUCGUUGACUGUCUUGGACUAUUUGGUCCGCUUUGGCUCUACUAAAUGCGUACUCUGGUCAAAAGACAACUUGUACAUUGUCAAAACUUUGCGAGAAUUUGUCCAUCUUGACGAUGCAAGCAAUGAUCAAGGUGCAAUCAUCAGGGUUAAGGCAAAAGAGUUGGUUUCGCUUUUGCGUGAUGACGAACGUCUAGCACGAGAGAGAGAGAAUGCUAAAUCUGGCGGUCGCAGACGCGAGGAGGAAAGAAGAAGACCCGAAAGGCCCAACAACGAAGAUCCCUACGAUUCAGAUUUACAGAGAGCAUUGGAACUCUCACGCGAAACUGCCGAGGAGGAGAAAGGAAGGCAAUCUAGAAACACUGAGGCUGAUGACCCUGAGCUUCAGGCUGCUUUGAAGCUCUCUCUCGAGGAGGAAGAAAUGAGGAAGCUUAAGAACCAACAAAAUGAGAAUUUGUUGGACUUGAAUGAUAACUACGGGUUCCAGCAGCAACAACAACCUCAAUACUACUAUCAAACUGGCCAGUUCCAGCCUCAGUACAACCAACAAUUCCAAUAUUAUCAACCGCAACAGCAGCAACAAUUUGACAUGUUCGGCAAUCCAAUUCAAGCUUCAGCCACUGGUUACUAUGCUCAACAACAGCAGCAACCACAACAAUUCCAAGCUCAACCACAAAUUCCACAGUUCACGGGCUUUACCAACCCGGGAGCUACGAACAAUACCGAGGAAUUGAAGCCUCUUAAAACUGGCUCCAACAACCCGUUUGCUUUACAGGACUCUCUGUCACAACAACAACCUCAACAGCAGUCGUUGAACCAGAUGGCGCAAAGUCAGCCAUCAUUCUUCACGCAGCCUCAAUCACCAGCACCUGUCCAGCAACCUGAAACAAAACUCAAGCCUCAAACAACUUCCUCUUCAAGAUUUAACGAAUCACACGAACUCAACAAUCUUUUGGCAUCUGGUACGGGCGUAGACACGUUCGGCAAUACGGGCGCCACAAGAAUUCCUCAUCAACACACCAAGACAGGUACUUUUAUCAAUUCGAGCGGUACUGGUUACAAGCAGGCACAAAAUGAUAUGCGCUUGAGCUCCAAUGCCACUGGAAAUCCAUUUCUCAACACUGGAAUCGGAAGUACGACUCAGAAUGGGCCUCAAUUACAAGGCCAAAAUGGGCUGCAAGCCCCGCGUAGAAUUGACCCAGCUCCUACUGGAUUUGGAUUUGGUAAUUCUAAGGAAGGCGAACCAAGCUUAAUCGAUAUAUAG